GGAAAAGAACAAUAAAUAACGUUCCUCAGUUCUUUCUCUACAAGGACUAGUACGCCAUCAGUGGCUGAAUCAAGAAAUGCUGAGACAAGCCCUGCCUUCACGCUAUCUGGAAUGUCAACAAAUAGUCUUUUAGUGUCUCACAUGACUCGGUCACCUUCACAACUCCCAGCGUUUCCAAAGAUUGUUUGCCUCCCCCAUGCGACGUUGCCACAAUCAAUCGAUCAGAUCAACAAUCUUCUGUCUCACAACAUUCAAAUCCUGCCACUUCGCCGCUUGUGAUAAAAAAAUCUUGUGGUCUUGGUGAUGAACGGAAGAUGACUGAGGGUCUGCCUUGGAGUAAUAAUGCUUCAUCAAGUCUGGAGUUUCCUGAAACCUAUUCCCAUGAGGCCAGAUUUAAGCGCUUGUAUGCGUCAAUGAACCAAAACUCAAUUGGUCAGGACCCAUUGGCUAAAGAUUCGCCUGAGAAAAAAGCACGUUUGGCGAGAAUCUCGAAUGUUUCGACUGGAAGAAGCCAGAAUUCGCUUUCAGAUUCAUCUUCUAAGCUUGCAAGUCACCAUCCAGACACUCUUGGAGUGGAUCCUACUAUAGAGCAUAGAGCACUUGCUUGUGGUUCACCCUUUGACGGUUGUAAAAUCGGCACGUCUUUUGAAGAUAUUCUCACUGCUGGUCUGGAGAAUGAAACGGCUUAUUCAGAACACCCGACUGACAGAGGCUGUACAGCAAGUCCUCCAGUCAAGCAGCCUCUAACACGCUAUCAAAAUGUCAAUGCAAGUCAUUCUUCCUCAGAUAGACAGUCCAACAGUUCCACUGCUACAAUUCAUGAAGAGAAUCUACAAUGUUCUAAGAACAAUCCAAAGAAACGAGAUAUUUCUGAAGCUAACUCUUCAGACAUGAUUUCAUAUUCUGUUUGUUCAAAAGACAAAAAUUUAAAGAAAAAAUGUAAUGGAUUCAAUGAACUCAAUAGUGGUAUCUCACGUAAGUGUGGUGGGAAGUUUAUUUCUUCCAUUCAUAGCAUUCCAGACGAUGUUAACUUGAAUCAAGACAUUUGUUGUGAAACGCUUGCAUUGCCGUGCUCGAAAUACCUUGACACUUCGCCCGAGAAAAGAAUUGACUUAGUGACGCCCGUGUGUGGAACUUCAACGCUACAAGUCGUCGGGGGGCAAGGUGCGCGUGACCAACGUGACGGUGGGGGCGGACGGAGCCUUCAGGUGCGAGGUGUCCGGAGAGGCGCCCACGCGCACACAAACUUUGACAAAUAUAUUUAUGACAAAAAAUUUUAGAUUUCCGUUUUAUCUCAAACCGGUAUUUUAAGCCCACGAAUCUUAUCAACUUUGCAUCUGAAUUUGUUGGUUACGACGUUCAUCCUAUACAAAAUAGUGACGUUGUGAACCACUCUUGCACUACUUCCGCGAUGUCCGUUCGAGACGAGUCAAUUGCCAGCGAGAAAAAAUAUCUAGAAAUUUCAACAGAAAAGAGUAACUCGUCUUCUAUCAGUCCACUUUCAGUCACGUUCAAUUCUUCAAAUUCUUUUCUCUCAACGCCUAUAGAAACAGUCCCAUCACAACAGGAUGUAGGAGUUUCAGUUUCUUUUCCUAGGAACCAUGACCCUGAGGCUAUUCCUACCGUAUUACUCAUCACAAGCAAUACCAAGGCUAUCACCACAUCUGAUGUGAUGACGCUGACGGGACCACAAGCUUCAUUUCAACCUCAAUGCUC
Hyalella azteca is the source of this 1716-nucleotide messenger RNA. RefSeq lists its product as uncharacterized. The transcript has 2 exons. The record is from RefSeq and is a predicted model, not a curated record. Lineage: Eukaryota; Metazoa; Arthropoda; Malacostraca; Amphipoda; Hyalellidae. Bases 315 to 1280 code for a protein of 321 amino acids.